AUGUCGAUUGGUGUAGCUCUGCUUGGGGCUGGGAUUUUUGCAAAGAAGGAGCACCUUCCGGCCAUCGAAUCAUGUCCAUCAUUGAGUUUGAAGGCCGUCUACUCGCGAUCGCAGACGUCAGCCGAGAGCUUCGCCGCUGCAGCCGGCGAGGAUAUUGAAGCCUACUUUGAGUCGCCUUCUGUUCAAUCCAAAUCCCUGGAUGAUCUGUUACAACGUCAAGACAUUGUUGCCGUCAUCAUCGCCGUUGCGAUUACGGCGGCACCGGAUCUGAUCCAGAAAGCAUUGGCCGCAGGAAAACAUGUUCUGAGCGAGAAACCAAUCGCUCCCGACGUCGAGACAGCCCAGAGGUUGAUGGAUUACUACCAUGGACAGACGAAGAGCGGCGUACUGUGGGGUGUGGGCGAGAAUUUCCGAUUCUGGGACCCUGUUCAGAAGGCUGCGAGGAUCCUCACGGAGAUGGGUGGAAGCCUAGUCACCUUUUCGGUGACUGCCUAUUCAUUCACGGAUUCCAAGAACCCCUUCUAUCAUACCGACUGGCGCCAGAAGCCUACAUUCCAGGGAGGGUAUUUACUGGAUGGUGGGGUGCAUUUCGCUGCGGUGUUACGAACGUUGCUAGCUGCUCUCGGUCAAAGGGUAGACGUCGUAUCCGCAUACACGACGUCUUUGCAAGAGGAUCUUCCUCCCCUUGACACUGUUCAUGCGAUUUUGAGAACCAACAAAGGGGGUAGUGGCACCUACACCUCAUCUGUCGGAAUCCAAGCCAAGCGUGGUAUGGAGUUUGAGAUUGUGACCGACAAAGGCUACGUCACAUACCGUCCGUUCCAGAUGGAGAUCUUGGUCAAACAAGACCAGGGAGGCAACUGGGAGGAACGAUCAGAACCGGCACCAUUGAUGUGGGGUGUGAAGGAGGAGAUCGCUGCGUUCGCUACGAGCAUCUCUACCGGUAGGCUGGAUUCUAGAUUGUCAACCACGGAGGCCCUAGAGGAUUUGAAGAUUGUGGAAGCCAUGUUGAGGUCGGGGGAUGCACAAGCGCUGCCGGUAGAUAUCACGUCCACAUUCCGAACCUAUAGUAUAUCGUAG
This is a messenger RNA of Aspergillus oryzae RIB40, 1080 nucleotides long. RefSeq names its product Gfo/Idh/MocA family protein. The coding region runs from base 1 to 1080 and encodes 359 amino acids. Gene Ontology annotation, cellular component: cytoplasm. The record is from RefSeq and is a predicted model, not a curated record. Lineage: Eukaryota; Fungi; Ascomycota; Eurotiomycetes; Eurotiales; Aspergillaceae. Gene Ontology annotation, biological process: NADPH regeneration. Gene Ontology annotation, molecular function: nucleotide binding; oxidoreductase activity. The transcript is spliced from 3 exons.